Molecule: messenger RNA, 2558 nt
Organism: Limulus polyphemus (Atlantic horseshoe crab)
Lineage: Eukaryota; Metazoa; Arthropoda; Merostomata; Xiphosura; Limulidae
Product: muscarinic acetylcholine receptor M2-like
Exons: 1
Coding region: 1-2394 (797 amino acids)
Biological process (GO): G protein-coupled receptor signaling pathway, coupled to cyclic nucleotide second messenger; adenylate cyclase-inhibiting G protein-coupled acetylcholine receptor signaling pathway; chemical synaptic transmission
Cellular component (GO): synapse; dendrite; plasma membrane
Molecular function (GO): G protein-coupled serotonin receptor activity; G protein-coupled acetylcholine receptor activity
Source: RefSeq, a predicted model, not a curated record
AUGACCUCCAGUACACCUAAUGAAACAAUUGUGGCCCAUACCCUGCCUAUGAAUGAUUCAAGAUCACACCUAACACCACUUGCUUCAAACGAUAGCAGUCAUGUGUCCUUCCGGACCACUAGUAGGCCUUUAGUAGUCAAUUUUUCUUCCAUUUAUGACUGGUUUACGACAUCCAUUUCUACAGUAUCAGAGGUCAAAGGACUUCUAGUGGAAGAUAACAUGGAACUUGUGGAUGCUCUUUCGGUGUUGUGUUUCAGUAACCAAUCUAGUGGAAAUGACACGAUUACUUGUGAAAAUACCACUAACAGUACAACUAAACUUACUGAUAUUCCUGUACCACCAUAUGCGAUGUGGCUAACAAUAUUUAUAGCUGUCUCCAUAGGUUUGUGCAUUAUACUGACAGUUGCUGGUAACAUCUUGGUAUUAAUGGCCUUUGCUGUAGAACGAGCCAUUCGACAGCCAAGUAAUUAUUUUAUAGUUUCUUUAGCAGUAUCAGAUCUUCUUAUUGGAAUUGUUUCAAUGCCGUUCUAUGCUGUUUAUGUGCUGGUGGGUCGCUGGGAUCUUGGCCCAAUUCCUUGUGACUUGUGGUUAGCUACUGACCACACUGUCUGCUUGGUGUCUAUUUAUACAGUGCUUCUCAUCACCAUCGACAGAUAUUGCUCCGUAAAUAUUGCUGCAAAAUAUCGAAGUUGGCGUACCAGAAACAAGGUGAUAUUCAUGGUAGCAAUCACGUGGAUUAUUCCUUUUCUAGUCUUCUUUAUAAGCAUCAUGGGAUGGGAACAUUUUAUCGGUUACAGAGAUUUGAAUCCUGGAGAGUGUGCUGUACAAUUUCUUAAAGAUCCCGUAUUCAAUACAUCUCUUAUCUUUGGCUAUUUUUAUGCUACGUUAGUAGUGCUCUUUGUUCUGUAUGGAGGAAUAUAUAAAACAGCUAGUGACAUGCAAAAAAGAUCAGCAGCAAAACAAAAGAAAAUGCAGAGCCUUGUUGCUAUGGGAAGAACAACUGCGGAAAACAAACCAAUCGGGAUGUCAAAAACACAGAGUACUUUAUUAAGUCAAGACAAGCCAAAACCUACCCACGCAGGUAACAUAAAUACAGUUCCCUCUACUGGCCAAAUGAACCUCCAGAAUCCUCAAACUGCAGGACACGGAAGUGGUGAUUUGUCAGCCAGUCAGAAAAAUUUGUCAUACAGAACUGGAAAUACAGAAACCACCAGCUUCUCAGAAAGGAAAGAUGCUUCUGAUCCAGACCGAUCUAGUAGUCCAAUGUUUGACUCUGAUGAGGAAAAUUAUCAAAAGCCAGAAAAAGCUAGCAAGGUCAAGCCCUCAGCCAAGGCUGUUCUUCUUAACAAUAAACGAGACUUGACUAAAAAUACAAACAUUGCCAGAUCGCCAAUUACCGACGAACCAAUCCCUAAAUUAGUUCCUCCACCAUCGGCUCUGCAAAGGCAUCUACCUUUGGAUUCUGUUAAAGACACAAUUAAACAUCAGAAUCUUCUGGAAACUGAAAAUAUUAUCACUCCUACUAACGAAGAGUCUUCCUUAGCCUUAGAAGUGAUAACUCACAAUGAUAACAAUAAAGUACUGAACACAAUUACACCAGAAGAAAGAUCUAUCAACACCAAUGAAAGACCAAAUCCUCCUAAGACCCUUAACUUGGCUUCAGUAAGGGAAGAAAAACUCUUAGAACAGUUGGAAACCAAUGACAUGAGAUAUAUUGAUCAAGAAAGCUCUGCUGCCAUGACAUCUCCGACGUGUGAAGCAGUGCCUGCAGACACUCCUCCACCAGCUGAUGGUGCUCUUGAACCUCGUACAAAAGACAAGGCAGUGAACACUGAUCCUGUCGUAUUUUAUGACAUUCCUGCUGUUCACCCUCAACAACAUAAGAAGAAAAACAGCGUCGUGAGCAUGCAGGUAGAAAAUAUGUCUGAUUUGAAAACGGUAACGCGAGUUGCACAUCCAGAUGAACUGCAGCCGAUGGUAGACCAUGAUCAAUCAAUAACAGUGGCCAUGGCCACAACAUCUAAAGGCUUUGUGACAACCUGCUCCAAAACAGCUUUUGUUACUUCUUUGGGAAAGAAGCGACGAAAAGGGAAAAAAUAUAUGAAAGAAAAAAGACAAAAGUCGAAAUCGGAAAACCGUGCAAGGAAAGCAUUGAGAACUAUUUCCUUCAUCUUAGGAGCGUUUGUGUUGUGUUGGACUCCAUACCACAUUUGUGCAUUAGUGGAAGGGUUUUGCACCGAUGUAGCUGGAUGUGUCAAUUAUCAUUUGUUUUACUUUACCUAUUUCCUAUGCUACGCUAACAGCCCUAUCAACCCUUUCUGUUAUGCUUUGGCAAACCAACAAUUUAAAAAGACAUUUUAUCGACUUCUUCGAGGGGAUUUCCAUCGAACAUAGUUAAGUGAAUUUGUUUUUUUCAGACCUCAAAAUUCAUCUGAGAACAUCUUGACUAUAAACGAAGUACUUCUCAGCUUUUUAUAGAGUCCCAUUUCGAACACUUAGAUUUUUAGGUAUGGUUGUCGUAUACUUUGUAAUAUUUUAGGUCAGAAAGAAUGUUGGUC